Pogona vitticeps (central bearded dragon) is the source of this 2035-nucleotide messenger RNA. RefSeq names its product SRY-box transcription factor 4 (gene SOX4). Lineage: Eukaryota; Metazoa; Chordata; Lepidosauria; Squamata; Agamidae. Gene Ontology annotation, molecular function: DNA-binding transcription activator activity, RNA polymerase II-specific; RNA polymerase II cis-regulatory region sequence-specific DNA binding. The record is from RefSeq and is a predicted model, not a curated record. Gene Ontology annotation, cellular component: nucleus. Gene Ontology annotation, biological process: brain development; neuron differentiation; positive regulation of transcription by RNA polymerase II.
CAAAUUAUUUGUGGGUUUCUUUUUCUAGAAGAGACUUUUAGCGGCAAGCAAACUGCUUUUGCAAAGAACACCUCGAGCAGAGGGUAACAGAAAGGGAAGAGAGAAAAAAGCCCUUGUGAACUCGGGGGGGGUGGGGAGGUGGAAAAGAGAUACAGAGCGAGAGAACUUGGAUUGGUGGUUGGCGCUUGGAGAGAGAGAGCGAAAAAAAGCCAGAAAGGCGGGAAACUGUUUCCACUUGGAGUCCGGCUUCCGCAAUUAGACUCCCAGCGCAAAGUUACGUUGGGAGGGGGGUGGCGUGCAGAAAAGUGCCGGAGAGACAAAAGCGGUUGGAGCUACAACUACUUUCCAGAGAGGACGGUGGCUUAAGCAGCAGAGGGACGGACGGAGUGCCGGCGAAGGGGCUGGAGAGCGCCGGGGGACGGACGAAGUUACGUGUGGCGUCUCAAGCUGGUGCCAAACUGAGCCCCGCCGACUUCCCCACAGCCGCCGCCGCGCGCGCGAUCCCGCCGAGAUGGUGCAACAGACGAACAACGCGGAGAACACGGAAGCGCUCCUGGCCGGCGAGAGUUCGGACUCCGGCGCCAGCCUGGAGCUGGGCAUCGCCUCCUCGCCCACCCCGGGCUCGACGGCUUCGACGGGGGGCAAAGCGGACGAUCCGAGCUGGUGCAAAACGCCCAGCGGGCACAUCAAGCGCCCCAUGAACGCCUUCAUGGUGUGGUCCCAGAUCGAGCGGCGGAAGAUCAUGGAGCAGUCCCCGGACAUGCAUAACGCCGAGAUCUCCAAGCGCCUGGGCAAGCGCUGGAAGCUGCUCAAGGACAGCGACAAGAUCCCUUUCAUCCGAGAGGCGGAGCGGCUGCGACUCAAACACAUGGCGGACUACCCGGACUACAAGUACCGGCCCAGGAAGAAGGUGAAGUCAGGCACGAACUCGGGGAAGCCCGGCGAGAAGAGCGCGGGCGGCGGCGGAGGAGGAGGAGGGAGUGGCGGCGGCAACGGCGGCAGCAGCAGCAACAGCCCGGGCGCAGCCACCGCCGCCACCGCCUCCAACUCUUCCAAACUCAACGUGAAAAAGGGCAGCGCCGCCAAAGUCUCUGCGGGUGGUGCCGGCAAGCCGCAUCCCAAGCUCAGCCUGAGCCACGGCAAAGGCGCGCCCGCCUUCCCCGCCUCGGAGCAGCCGCCGGCUGCCCUCCUUCCGCCGGAGCACCACUCGCUGUACAAAUCCCGCGCCGCUUCGCCGGGCUCCUCCUCGCCCUCCAGCGCCGCCGCCAGCAGCAGCAAACACCUCCCCGAGAAGAAGGCCAAGCGGCUCUACCUCUUCUCGCACGCCUCGCCCGGCGGCGCCGUGCCGGCCAGCCCGACGCUGAGCAGCACCUCGACGGAAGCCAGCGACCCGCUGAGCCUCUACGAGGAAGCGGGAGCCUUGGCGGGCCCUCAGCAGGACGGGGGCGACCCUUCGGCUUCCCCCGUGGGCGGCUGCUCGCCCUCCGACCACCGAAGCUACACCAGCCUGAGGGCGCCCUCGCCGGCCCCGUCCACCGCGCGCUCCUCCUCGUCGUCGUCCUCCUCGGCCUCCUUCUCCUCCUCCUCCUCGUCGCCGGGCUCCUCCUCCGCCUCCUGCGCUUCCUCCUCCUCGGACGACGAGUUCGAAGACGACCUGUUGGACCUCAACCCCAGCCCGGGCUUCGACAGCAUGGCCCUGGGCAGCCUCGGCUCGUCGGUGCUGGACAGGGACCUGGAUUUUAACUUGGAGCCGGGCUCAGGCUCCCAUUUUGAGUUCCCGGACUAUUGCACCCCGGAGGUAAGUGAGAUGAUCUCGGGGGACUGGCUCGAAUCCAGCAUUUCCAACCUGGUCUUCACGUACUGAGGGGGCCGGAGGAAGAGGAGGAGGAAGAAGAUGAGAAGAGUCGAAAAGAAAAAGGAAGAAGAAACGGGGAGUGCGUCGGGGGUGUGUGUGUCACAGACUCGCAACACAACACAGACCCAACCCCCAGUGCUACAGACUGGAGAACGAGCAUUUCGCCCACAGUUCCUGAGA